Molecule: messenger RNA, 1732 nt
Organism: Periconia digitata
Lineage: Eukaryota; Fungi; Ascomycota; Dothideomycetes; Pleosporales; Periconiaceae
Source: the annotation of a GenBank genome assembly
CUCUGAGUGAACAUAAUACGUUCAAAAAUAUAAUGAUCGAUUUCUUUGCUCACUUUUGGAUUUCUUCAACGAAAUGUGCGACUAAACCAGCUCACGGUUGGUGCUGUGCUGACUCAUCAAGCUCAUCUUGGCAUCUGCAAUUUAGCGAGUGUGCGCACACAACUUCGACACUUCAAGACUUGUCACGCUCCAGGACAUCCUCUUCGACAACAACUAACCUCCCAUACAACAGCAAAGAUGGGUCGUGGACCAAAGAAGCACCAGAAGCGCCUCAGCGCCCCCUCCCACUGGCUCUUGGACAAGCUCUCCGGUGCCUAUGCCCCCAAGGCAUCCCCCGGUCCCCACAAGACCCGCGACUCUCUUCCUCUGGUCAUCUUCCUCCGCAACCGCUUAAAGUAUGCCCUCAAUGCUCGCGAGACCAACGCCAUCCUCAUGCAGCGCCUCGUCAAGGUUGACGGCAAGGUCCGCACCGACUCUACCUUCCCCGCUGGUUUGAUGGACGUCAUCUCCAUUGACAAGACCGGCGAGAACUUCCGUCUCAUCUUCGACACCAAGGGCCGCUACACCGUCCACAGGAUAACCGGAGAGGAGGCCGCAUACAAGUUGGGCAAGGUCAAGCGAGUUCAGCUCGGCAAGGGUGGAAUUCCCUACUGUGUUACGCAUGAUGCGCGAACCAUCCGCUACCCUGACCCCGCCAUCAAGGUCAACGACACUGUCAAGAUUGACCUCGCUACCGGCAAGAUCUCCGACUUCAUCCACUUCGAUACCGGUGUCAUCGCCAUGAUCACCGGCGGAAAGAACAUGGGUCGUGUUGGUGUCAUCACCCACCGUGAGCGUCACGAUGGAGGUUUCAACAUUGUCCACGUCAAGGAUGCCGUCGACAACGAGUUCACCACCCGUGAGACCAACGUCUUCGUCAUUGGCAAGGAGAAGCCAUGGAUCAGCCUGCCCAAGGGCAAGGGCGUCAAGCUCACCAUCGCUGACGAGCGUGACCGCCGCCGAGCCCACGCUCUUGCUGGCAACUAAAUGUGGAAGCGGGAGGAAAAGCGACUGUUAUGAUAUCAACAUAGUUCAUUUGGGCAAGUGGAGGCCGUCGUGCAUGACACGGGUCUCAAAACUGGCGUUGGUCAUUCAUGGGGAUGGCUUAGGACCGGGUUUACUCUGCAUAGCAAUGAACAUGAACAAAAAUGAACGAGAUGUGCACAAUUUCAAACCAACGAGAGACCAGCUUUCUUUUUAUUCGGCCGUGAUGUUGCCAGGCGUGGGGCUAUUUUCCUGUGCAUGGAAGGUAUGGAAGCCGACGAGGGUGCGAGUCGCAAGUAUUUUUGGGGGUGUUCUCAGGCUAUUCUUCAGGCCGAAACGUCGCGGUGGUGCACGGAAGGGCAGAAGAGGAUUCUAUAGACAGGGUCAGGGCCCAAUGGGAGACGGCCGCUAGGCUGAAUCCUGACACGGGACUACGGUGGGAGGAAUCUGAGGCCGAAGGGCGACAGGCGACAAGCUGUGACAGGAUCGAAGGCACUGGAUGUUUGCGCGUUUGACCUGUGAGGGAGAUUGCAUCCUGCUUAGCACAUCCAUUCUGCAUUGGGUUGUUAAUGGUGGUGAAGGAGGCGGGCCACGAGUCAAUUGGCAGAUUGAAUGGGGCCAGGCGUGUAGACCAACAACGAACGGCUAUGUUUGUCAAACUGUGUAGGUAGCUGUGGAUGCGCGACACGGGAACGGGUAAAGUAAACAA